AUGUCAAACACUUCCAGAAGUCCCCUUUCCUCCCAAACACCUCAAUCACCAUCACAAUCACCAUUAUCGCCAUUGAAGAGAAAGAAGAUGUCAAUCACUCAAACUUAUUACCUUGCUCACACUGCUCGAGGAAAGCUUUCUUUCGAAGCUUCCCGAGCAGAUCAUGACCUUCGUCUUCUUGUCGGUCAUGCUAACCUUCUCGAUUCUUUAAUGCUUGAGCUUGCCGAAGCGGAGCAAGAGCAAGAAAGCUGGUUCAACCAAUCCGUCCGAAAGGCUACCAAGCAAGAGGAACCAAAACACAUUCAGUGGGCUGAUAACGUUGUCGAAGAAGUUGUCGAAGAAGAAGAAGAAGAAGAUUGGGAAACAUCCGACCUCGACAAUGACGACUCCUCAGAUUCCGAUAGCGAAUUCGAUUCCGAUGAAGAAUUGGAAGAACCUAUCAUGACUUCAUUGACCCGCGUCUACUCCAACAACAUUCACACACCAAUCACCGUCUCAUCGCGAGAGAUUGAGGAAGAUGAAGAGAGCUUUGAAGAUGAUGGCGAGGAAGAUUACUCAAGUCUUCAACUUCACCUCACCAAAUCACAUUACGCUGCAUCAUCUCCACCAGAACUUGACCACGAUUCCGAUUCCUCAGAAGAUGAAUCAAUGCCGCCUUCUCCCCCAUCCGAUACCAUCCCAACUUUCUCGGAAAAGCAACAAAUCGCCACAACAUCCUAUUACAGCAAGUCUACUCCUUCCUCAUCGAUACCACAAUCCGAACAACAAACUUUCUUCGAUGAAGGUUUCUAUUUACCUCCUCGACAAUCCCCGGGUCUAAUAAGUGCUAUAAGCGUUUAUUAA
Botrytis porri is the source of this 843-nucleotide messenger RNA. RefSeq lists its product as uncharacterized. The record is from RefSeq and is a predicted model, not a curated record. The transcript has a single exon. Bases 1 to 843 code for a protein of 280 amino acids. NCBI's taxonomy places the organism in Eukaryota, Fungi, Ascomycota, Leotiomycetes, Helotiales, Sclerotiniaceae.